This is a messenger RNA of Esox lucius (northern pike), 3604 nucleotides long. RefSeq names its product REST corepressor 1 (gene rcor1). Gene Ontology annotation, biological process: regulation of transcription by RNA polymerase II; negative regulation of DNA-templated transcription. Bases 726 to 2135 code for a protein of 469 amino acids. Gene Ontology annotation, cellular component: transcription regulator complex; histone deacetylase complex. Gene Ontology annotation, molecular function: transcription corepressor activity. The transcript has 12 exons. NCBI's taxonomy places the organism in Eukaryota, Metazoa, Chordata, Actinopteri, Esociformes, Esocidae. The record is from RefSeq and is a predicted model, not a curated record.
CAAGAAGUGUUGGUCCACUCAUCAUUAGCUUGAGGGAGGCCUUUUCAGGGCAAGUCUUGAAAAAUUCAGAGUUCCAUGAUCUGAUGCGGUCAGGCAGGCACUUUAUCAAGACCCCGUGGAGUGUCAACUAGCAACAGACCCACCUGGCAAGAUUCUCGACACCUUGUAACGGUUUUAUUGGACAAAAGUAGUCAGCUAACUAGUGAAAAUCUGUAGAAUAUCGUCGACAAAUGCUUCUGUUAAAGCCACGUAGCUCUAGCUAUGCUAAUUUAUUUCACAAAUCAAGCUAGCUAGUUAGCUAGCUGCUACAGCAACUUUUAUCCAAGUAGCAGCGAGCUAGCAGUCAAGCAUCCCUCGCUAACUUAUGUGUUUUUUGUUAGCUGUCUAAAAAGGGGUGGCUAGUUGACUAAAAUUCAAAGACUCAUCCAACAGAUAUUUGUCUGUCCGUCAUAUUUCUGGAGCCAGCUAUCUUAAUUAAUUUAGCAAAACCGGCGUUUUGAGUUAGCGGGGUAGCUAGUUGAACAGUUUAAUCAGUUGGUCAUCAUCACUCGUCUAGCUAGCCACAGUAGCUUUCCUAGCCAAUCCGCUAACGUUACUUUGUUCGCUAGCUAGCAAGUACCGCCUGGCAGCUAGGUAGGUGCUGCGGACGACAUCCAGCCAGUUGCUAGCAUAGCCAACUAGCAAGCCAAAAUCCGAGUAGUUUUGUUGUUCUUUCUGUAUUAGAAAUGCCUGCAAUGCUGGAAAAGAGUGCUUCGGAAAUGUCAGGGAAAAGGAGGGGUAGGAAUACGGUUAACAAUCCUAACAAAAGUUUUGCCGCAAACGGGAAUAGCAACAAUUCAUGGGAGGAAGGAAGUUCGGGCUCCUCUAGUGAUGAUGAGCAUGGUAGUGGUGGUAUGAGAGUUGGAACUCAAUAUCAAGCCCUCGUGCCGGACUAUGAUCCAGAGAUUGCUAAAUUGGCUGAGGGGAGGGAAAACCUGGGCAUGCUGGUGUGGAUUCCUAGCCCAAACCUGGGAGAAGCUAAAUUGGAUGAAUACAUUACCAUAGCCAAAGAGAAGCAUGGUUACAACAUGGAACAAGCUCUGGGGAUGCUCUUUUGGCACAAACACAACAUUGAAAAGUCCCUGGCAGAUUUGCCCAACUUCACACCUUUCCCAGAUGAGUGGACAGUGGAGGACAAGGUCCUUUUUGAACAGGGCUUCAGCUUCCAUGGAAAAACUUUUCACCGAAUACAGCAGAUGCUACCAGACAAAUCCAUUGCCAGCUUGGUUAGAUUCUACUACUCUUGGAAAAAGACGCGGAGCAAAACCAGUGUCAUGGAUCGUCACGCGCGCAAGCAGAAGAGGGAACGGGAGGAGAGGUAUGAGAAUGAGGAUGAAGCCGAAGAACCCAAUGGAAAUGCUCCAAGCGAUGUGGAGUAUGAACCAAAUAAGGAAGAGAAAAAAGAGCUGGGUGCAGCGCCCGAGAAGCAGGAGCCAAAACCAGUGGCAGUGGUACUCAAGCCACCUACUGGCGUGGCAGAAAAACUGGCCCAUGUCAAGAAAGAACCACAGGGUCUUCCAGGGAAGAACCUGCACCGUUCUAAGAAGAAGCCUCCUAAAGGAAUGCAUUUGAGCCAGGGAGAUGUAGCGGCUAUGUCGACCAGCACCCCUGCUGCAGUUGGUGUGCUGCGGCAAAUGGACAUGGAGCUGGUUGCCAUCAAACGUCAGAUCCAAAGCAUCAAGCAGAAUAACAGUGCCUUGAAGGAGAAGCUUGACGUGGGUGUCGACAAAUUCAGAGUACCUGAGGUGACCCAGAAGUUCAACACUCGCUGGACAACAGAGGAGCAACUACUUGCUGUGCAAGCCAUCAGAAAAUAUGGACGGGACUUCCAGGCCAUCUCUGAUGUCAUUGGCAACAAAUCUGUAGUACAGGUGAAAAACUUCUUUGUCAACUACCGCCGUCGCUUCAAUCUGGAUGAGGUGCUACAGGAAUGGGAGGCCGAGCACGGGAUGGAGGGGGCAUCCAAAGGAGGGGAGGAGGAGAAAAUGGACACCUCACCAUCUCCCACUGAGGAUGGUGCCACCACCCCUGUACAACCAGAGGACCAAAAAGAGGAAUCACCACUAGUGGAGGUACAACAACCUCUGGCGUCCUGAGAGGUCAACCAUUAUGGAUUAUUCUGUCAGCGGAACUCUUCCCUUUUUACUACUGUUCUGUUCAGAAGAGGCGAUGAUCAAUCUGCACUGGUUACUCUUUGCCUGUGCGGGCCAAUUCAAUAAGGUCAUUCCUGUUACCUCUUUCCCAGUUCAAGGAUAUUUUGCAGCUGCCCAUCAAUUAACUUAUAGCACCAGGCUUCAACCGGAAUCCCAGUCAAAGAAACCAAGAUCAUCUGACUGCACUUUAUCCCAUCACUGUCUGUCACCUUGGUGAGAAGAGAAAUUAUUCUGUAUCAAACGUAACAUGUUUUUGUAUUUGGCUCCUUUUACCCUGCAACUGUCAGUCUCAAAAUUAGAUGAUCCCGGUUUGUCCUUCUGCCAACUCUACUUUUAAAGACAGAUUUUGGCUGUGUUGUAUUUAAUCCCAUUGCUCAAGUUCGCCUUAUGAAAUGACCCUUUGGAUAACUAUAGUUUUGUGCCCUGGAUGCGCUGGAACAAGAAUGCAAUGAGUAUGUCUUUACACCAAACUGCUAUAAAGAAAACAACACAAUGUAAGUUCUGUUUUGGAAAUGGAGAAAAGGCUGAGUUGGACAUGUUUUACCCCCUGUACACAAACAGCUAGACUAAGAGGAUGCUGUUUUAUUCUGUGACCCAGUGCAGGUUUAUCCAUCAUAAUCAGAAAAGCUCAAAAGAUUUUCUAUUGUCUUCUUCCUCCAUCCCUUUGCAGUAUUCUACAACUUCAGAUUGUCAUUGGUUGCAAAGUAAACACUACGAGCUACCUCCCUUCCUUUGCUUUUAACCUCAGCCCUCCCCAUUGCUGGUGACAUGAUAUGCACCUGAUGUUUUGUCAUAAAAGGCUCUUAAGAUGUGGCUCCAGCAUAAUGCCAGUAGGAUUUAGGAUCUUGGUGAAAAUGUUACGUACUGUUUAAUGAAGCCAUAUAUCCUUGGCAUGAUGAAUGUUGCCCCCGCAUAAGUCUCUACUGUUCUGACUUCCCAAGUUUAAAUGACAGUAAUGUGUAGAACGUAGAAUCCAACAGGUGCUUCCAUUGAAGAAAUAUACUAGAUGAUUCAUUUUAAAUGGUAGAGCACUGUUUGGUAUUCAGUAUAUUACCCAAACAAAUUACAGUAUGUUCUGGUGCAUAUUUAUGAAUACUGCAUUGUUUGGUUCAGUGAGAAGUUUAAGUAGGUUAAUGAGCAGUAAUUUUUACAUUUUAUUUGAAACAUUUUGAGUUCUGCUUAAGUGUUUUGGUCAAUUCUGACCCUGUCCCUUUCAAAGCAACCUGCCUAUGCUAUUAUACCGUUUUUACAAUACUGGUACCAUGAUUGUGAAGAAAUUAUGUGAAUGCCUGAGAUGGGGUUGAGGGUGUGUGCAGUUGUGAGAGUGUGAAUUUUAUUGCUGUCAUUUACCAUUGUGUAUUCAAUUUGCUCAUCAUUUAACCAUACAAUAAAUUUUGAAGGAUUUAUAGGGA